AUGGGGUUCAUCACGGUGAAUGAAGGGGCUAUAAGCAAGGCAUUCAAAGAGAAUCGCGCUCUACAAGAUCGCAUCUACGACGCUAUCUCCGAGUACCCUCAAUGCGUUGGCCUUUUCGAAGACAUAGCAAAACACGUCUGCUCGAUACAGGAAGCCCACGAGAACAGUCGUUAUGACAUGAGCAAUAUAGCGCCGCCACCUCAAAGGUUGCAGCAACAGCAGAUAACGCCCGUUGAAGGGCCGGCUCCCAAGAAGAGAAAAGUUGCAAAUGGACUGAUUGGGUCUGUUGGUGCUGGUGCGGUGGGAGGAGCGGAUUCCGUGUUGAUCGCUGGGCUACAGGCAGACGCGGAUUUGCAAUUAUACGUGCAGGACCUUUCCUUUACGAUUCCCCAGAGAAAGAAACUCCGGCUUGAGUUUACGCAGGAUUUAGGAGGGGGGAAUGAAUAUAUUCGGGCUAGGAAUCAGGCAUCGGGGGAGGUUGAAUUUGGUGUACCUGUUGCGAAAAUCCAACAUGUUCUCUGUCUUCCAAUUCCAGAGAAGGCGCAACGACAAUUCAGCUUCUGCAUUAUACCUGAAUAUAAGGAUGGAAUCACAAGCGCGCCUGAUGGAACGAUUACUUUUGAGCCUAUGGUUUGGACGGUUCCUGAUGCGGCUCCCCGAAGCGCGUAUCUGGGAUCAGGAACACCCGUCGUGGAAAGUGCAAGCUUAGCGGAGACAUAUCAGACGUACUUCCAGAGCGUGUUUAACGGGAAGCUGAAGCACGUCAAGGUGUUGUGCCCUGAUGAGAAGGAGUUUGCGAGUGCUACACCUGAAGCGCAUCGAAAGUCCGAGAAGGCGUAUCAUGUCAAGGCCUUCCGAGGGAGUAAAGAAGGAUAUCUCUUCUUUCUCGCCACGGGUAUCUUCUUCGGCUUCAAGAAGCCUGUCAUCUUCAUCGCGUUUGAAAACGUCGAGUCCAUCUCAUACACAGCCGUGCUUCAGCGUACCUUCAAUCUAAACAUCACCGCACGCUCUGCCACGAAACCAGAUGAAGUCCAAGAACUGGAGUUCUCCAUGAUCGAUCAAGCUGACUAUCCCGGCAUUGACGCAUAUAUCAAGAAACACGGCCUACAGGACGCGAGUUUGGCCGAGGAGCGCCGCGCAAAGAGGCUCAACAUCAACGCACCCAAGGGCGGAGAGGCAGACGAUGGCCAAAACGCAAAGGAGGACGGCAAUGCUCACGAGGUAGAGGAGGAAGAAUCCGAGUUACAGAAGGCUCAGAAGGAGCUUGAGAAUCGGCAGGCAGAGGAAGAAGACGAGGAGGAGGACGACUAUGAUCCUGGCAGUGACGGGGAGAGCGAGGGCAGCGGCUCGAGUAGCGAGGAGGAAGAGGACGAUGCUAAGGAAGGGAAUGCCGGUCCGGACGAAGACAUGGGUGAUGCAGAGUGA
Molecule: messenger RNA, 1425 nt
Organism: Arthroderma uncinatum
Lineage: Eukaryota; Fungi; Ascomycota; Eurotiomycetes; Onygenales; Arthrodermataceae
Product: histone chaperone
Exons: 4
Coding region: 1-1425 (474 amino acids)
Molecular function (GO): histone binding; nucleosome binding
Source: RefSeq, a predicted model, not a curated record